Messenger RNA from Arachis duranensis, 2523 nucleotides. Its product is annotated as receptor-like protein kinase ANXUR1. Gene Ontology annotation, biological process: protein phosphorylation. Bases 1 to 2523 code for a protein of 840 amino acids. Gene Ontology annotation, molecular function: ATP binding; protein kinase activity. Lineage: Eukaryota; Viridiplantae; Streptophyta; Magnoliopsida; Fabales; Fabaceae. The record is from RefSeq and is a predicted model, not a curated record. The transcript has a single exon.
AUGAGGCCUCAUUCUCAGUACCCGUUUUCUCUCAUCAUUUUCUCCAUCAUCUUAAUCUUAAUCACAACCGCAAGAACUGAAGAACCAGCGGCCAAAUCCUUCUUAAUCUCAUGCGGUUCUUCCACCGGUGGAACAGAUUCUAACGGAAGAACAUGGUUGCCAGAUUCCAAGUACUUCACAACACCUUCUUCCAUUGACACAAAGAAUUCAACAGCAAAACAACAAGACCCUUCUCUUCCUUCACAAAUACCAUACAUGUCUGCAAGGAUCUUCACUUCUUCUUCAUCAACUUUCCGGUUCCCUGUUUCACCAAACACACGCCACUAUAUUCGACUCCACUUUUACCCUUCCACCUACGAUUCUUCUCUUGAUCCAAACAACUCAUACUUCUCCGUCGACGCAAAUGGCUUCACUCUGCUCAACAAUUUCAGUGCCUACCUCACAGCAAAAGCUCUCGCAAAAGCCUACUUCAUCAAGGAGUAUUCUCUCGUCCCUGCAGAAUCAGGUAAACUCAGCAUCACGUUCACACCGUGUUCCAAACGCCAUGGAUCAUACGCUUUCAUCAAUGGCAUUGAAGUUAUUGCUAUCCCUGACUUGUUCACUCAACCACCACCUCUGGUUUCAACUCACCAAUCGAUUUCUGUUGCCAACUCGUCGUUGCAAACCAUGAUUCGGUUGAACGUUGGUGGACAAUACAUUUCCCCCGACAGAGAUUCCGGUGGUCUUAGCAGAACAUGGUACGAUGAUUCACCUUACUUGUUCGCCGCAGCCUUAGGUGUCACUGCUGUGGCGGAUAAGAAUCUUACGAUUCAAUACUAUUCCGAUCUUCCAGAAUACAUUGCUCCUAAGGAUGUUUACGCCACCGCAAGAACAAUGGGUCCUGAUAAUCGAGUGAAUCUGAAUUAUAACCUCAGUUGGGUUUUUCAGGUUGAUGCAAAUUUCACCUACAUUGUGAGGCUCCAUUUUUGUGAGCUGUUUUUCACCCGAAAUAAUCAAAGAAAGUUUAACAUUUACGUUAACAACCAAACUGCACUGGAGGGUGCUGAUGUUUAUGAGUGGACUCAAUCCAAAGGUGCUCCCAUUUAUCAAGAUUUUGUCACUUUUGUUGUGGAUGUACCUGGUGUUGAUGAUCAAGAAUUGUGGGUGGAAUUGCAUCCCGCUGUGAAAACAAAGCCACAGUAUUACGAUGCAAUUCUUAAUGGAUUGGAGAUAUUCAAGAUCAAUGACAGCAGUGGAAACUUGGCAGGGAAAAAUCCUACCCCAUCAAAGUUGCUUCUUGAUUCCGAAGCUAAGAAAGGUAACAAAAAACAUAAUAAUCUUGCUGCAAUCAUUGCUACUGGAUUGGUUCUUCUUGUUGCAGCUUUAUGCUUACUUGUUUACCUUAGAAAGAAGAGAAAGGGUGAUAGAAAUGAAACUGUUCUUGGUAAUUGGUUGGCCAUACAUGACUCGCCGAACACAACGACUGAAUGUGGCCACCAUAAGAGUGGUGCUGGUUGUAGUAUUUCAACACAAGGCUUAUUGUGCGAAAACUUUUCAAUGGAGGAGAUUAAACUCGCUACAAACAACUUCGAUGAAUCAAAGGUCAUUGGUGUUGGUGGAUUUGGGAAGGUUUACAAGGGUGUCAUACGAGGAGUGAAAGAAGUUGCUGUGAAAAGAUCUAACCCAUCUUCAAAUCAAGGAAUCAACGAGUUUCAGAAUGAAAUUUACAUGCUUUCAAAGCUAAGACACAGGCAUUUAGUCUCUCUAAUUGGUUUUUGCCAAGAAGAUGGCGAAAUGAUUCUAAUUUAUGAUUACAUGGCCAAUGGGACUCUUCAGCAACACCUCUAUAAGAGUAACAAGCCAUCUUUGCCAUGGAAUCAAAGGCUUGAAAUAUGUAUUGGAGCGGCGAGAGGGCUUCACUACCUUCACACCGGUGCCAAGUUCACCAUAAUUCACCGUGAUGUAAAAACAACAAAUAUCCUUUUGGAUGAAAGUUGGGUAGCAAAAGUCUCUGAUUUUGGUUUAUCCAAAACUGGUCCAAACAUGAAUCAAACCCAUGUCAGCACAAUGGUGAAAGGUAGUUUCGGUUACUUUGAUCCUGAAUACUUCCGCAGGCAACAACUGACAGAGAAAUCUGAUGUUUACUCUUUUGGGGUGGUUCUGUUUGAGGUGUUAUGUGGAAGACAAGCUCUUGAUCCUACGUUGCCAACAGAGCAAGUUAGUUUAGCUGAUUGGGCUUUGAUGAACCUAGAGAAAGGUUCACUUGAAGAUAUCAUUGACCCUCAUCUGCAAGGGAAGAUUAGCAUUGAUUGUUUGAAAAAGUUUGCUGAGAUUGCUGAGAAGUGUUUAUCUGAUAAUGGGCUUGAACGUCCUUCAAUGGGUGAUGUACUGUGGACACUUGAGCUUGCACUUCAGCUGCAGAAGAAUGCUGAUGCGGGAAAACUUGAAGAAAAGAAAAAAGAGAAGGCAAAUGAUGACUCAUGCAUCUUGUUUGAUGACUCAAAUUAUUUUCACAAUAAAAUUGCUAUGACAACAGGAAGAUAA